UCCGUGUCGAAACACGACGUAUAUAUCACCGCGCGCUUGAUUUCCACAAACAUUUUCCGAGGAUGGGACGAUGCCUUGCCUUCCGUGUUUGUCAAUCGUUGUCGUCUUCUAGUGUCCGUUAAGCGUAUCGGGGCCGAUGGAAGCGAAGCCUUCGAAGAUGUCCCGUCUGUUCCAGACGUCGUCCGUCGAAUCCAAAGACGAAUACGAGGAGAAACUCGAACGCAGCUACCAGGCCGUCACCGCCCUGACGGCGGGCCUCAGCGACAAGGACGCCUACGACGCCAUCACCAAGGCCCUGCUCAAGGACAAGGGCUACGAGGAGGUGUCGCUGGGCCUGCUGGUCACCAUCCUCACCGAGCCGCACAACGCCGCCCGCGGCUACCGCGACCUCACCCUCAUCUCCAACGACGGCUUCGGCCUGGUGCUCAACUCGCUCUCGCAGCUGGUGCUCGACCGCUACCUGCGCUUCACCGACGUGGUCAAGGGCCAGGUGGUGUGGCUGCUCCGGGAGAUGAUCAAGAACGCGGUCAACAACGUCGACAACCUCUGCUGGAACCUGAUGCGGCACGCGGCCGGCGGCGACGUCUCCGCCAAGAACAUCGCGCUCAUCGAGAGCCUCCUCGACGUGCUGGUGGAGUAUCGCAGUUGGCUGGACAAGUUCCCGCUGCUCAUACCCUCGGUUGUUUACACCUACUUGCGAUUGGUGGAGGACCACAAUGCGCCUUAUUUAGCCAACUUAAGACAGAAGGAAGUUAAUUUUUUAAUUAGUUUGAUUAGGGAACGGUUCAAUGACUGUAUCGGGAUCGGGCGUGACCUAGUGAGACUCUUGCAGAACGUUGCCAGAAUCCCGGAAUUUGAACAACUCUGGAAGGAUAUUCUCACUGCCCCCAGGACGCUCAGUCCCACGUUUACGGGGGUUUUGCAACUGCUGCAAGCGAGAACGUCCAGGAGGUACCUCCAGUCGAGGCUCACGCCGGACAUGGAGAGAAAACUCGUCUUUUUUACGUCCCAGGUCCGUUUCGGCAACCACAAACGUUACCAGGACUGGUUCCAACGCCAAUACCUCGCCACCCCCGAAUCGCAGAGCCUCCGUUGCGACAUAAUUCGUUUCAUCGUUGGCGUAAUCCAUCCAACAAACGAACUUCUCUGCUCGGAUAUAAUCCCUCGUUGGGCGGUCAUCGGUUGGCUGUUAACCACAUGCACCUCAUCCGUAGCCGUCUCGAACGCCAAACUGGCCCUCUUCUACGAUUGGCUGUUCUUCGACAGCGAAAAAGACAACAUUAUGAACAUUGAACCGGCGAUCUUAGUAAUGCACCAUUCGAUGCGUUCACAUCCUGCCGUCAGUGCAACCCUGCUUGAUUUUUUAUGCCGAAUUAUCCCCAACUUCCACCAACCGUUAACCGAAAAAGUACGAAACGGUAUUUUCUCAUCGCUGCGUAAAAUACUAGAGAAACGGGUGGUGCCGUCGUUGGUGCCACUGUUCGACAAUGGGAAACUUGACCCGGAGCUGAGGAACAUGGUACGGGAGACGUUUAAGGAGUUCUGUGCUGCGACGGUCCCGGAAAGCUCCGGGGUCAACAACCACGUGAAUAACCAUGUUUUGGACAACGAACCGGCGUUUAGUGACGAUGAGGAGGAGCAGCCGUUGACGAUUUGUGCCCUUGACGACGACAGCGACGAGGAUGAUGACGAUAUACCGUUGUCGAAGGUGCGGUUGCGGAAGGUCCAGGAUAAGUUGGACGAGAGUAUAGAUGGGCCUUUGGGGGAGAUUUUGACCAAGUUGCAGCUGGAGAAGGAUCGGGAGAGUCGCUGUGGUCACAUGGAGACGUUUCUUCAAACCUUGAUGGGGUUUGAGGGUGACGAUGAGGAUAAUCUACCAAUGAUCGCAAAGACUUUGGCCAACAUAAUCCAAGACGAUCACAAGUGCGGUGAGCUCAAGCCGGAACAAAUGACUGACGAUGAGCUGCUUGAAAGCAUCAAGUUGCCACUGUUUGUCCUCUUCCAAACGCUGUACAAUUUCACGAAACAGGACGAGGACGGCAAAGAGAUCCUCAAUCGCUUAUUGGCCGAGAUGCGCAAUUGUUUCCCCACCGUCGGCUACUUCCUCCUCUACUUCCUCAAAGUUCAAAUACGGACAGAGAACAAACGCGAGGACCAGACCAAAGCAAGUGCGCUGAAAGUGAGUGUGUACAAGGAGUAUUGCCAAUCGUGUGAUAAAAAAAUAGACGUUUGUUUGCUCGACGACUUGAUCGCAUGCCACAUCAGUGAUACCAAACUAAUGAUGUGGAUAGUGCCUGAUUUAUUUAGGGAUUUUAAACAACAAACUGUUAACAACGCUCAAAUAAUACGUGUGAUAAUCUCAGCGAUUGACUCUCGCCAAUUACAAACGCUAGUCGGUAAAGUGCUUCAAGGUCAUUUAGUGAUGUUCAAAAGUGAGAAUCUGGUGCCGUUGCUUAAAAUCACGCUAACGUGGGAAAGUAUCGAGCAGUUUUUUUUCUGGCAACUGAUACACGCCCACGAUAUUUCCAUUGAUACCGUUCUACCAUUGGUAACACAACUGGACUAUGAGCAGCAUUCGGAAGCGCUAACUGCGAUCACGCUGAUGCUGAAGCAGGAGCGGCCCAACGCCGACUAUGUCAAGUAUUUAUUUUCGCGCGAUUUGUCGCCGUCCGGCGAUUUGUUUAUUUUUACCAUUGUUAAGUACUGGUGUGAUGAGUAUAUUGAUAAGGUGGCUGAGUUGAUUUCGUCGUUGUUGAGUACGCGGUAUCCGUCAACGUCGCCGAAUAAGCGGAAACGUAGCGGGAAUAAGACGCUGAGUGCGACGGUGCCGUCGGCCGACCAGGUCCUGGGGCAUUUGGAACAGUUGAGGGUGAUUUGUGAGCGGCAUGACUGUAUGGCGAUCUAUACGCUGGAUUCGAUGCAGAGGGCGCUGAAUAUCGCGAUGAAUAAUUGUAGUGAUGGGCAAAAGAAGCAGUACGGACAGUUGUUUGCAUUGUUGGAGGAGGAGGAGGAGGUUAGUAGUGCGACGAAGAGUCGCUCGCAAGGGAGGGGGAGGAAGCCGGUGAAUAAGAGUGCGGUGGCGACGAAGAGGACGGCGGUUAGGGAGAUUUGUGAUUCGUCGGAGGAGAGUAGCGAGGAGGAGGAGAUCGUGAAGCCAAAGCAGCCUAAGAAGCGUAAAAAAGUGAUGUCCGACAGUGAUUGACGGAACCAAGUCGUAGCAGUGGAUUCGUCGUGUGUGAAGCACAUCGGAAUUAAGGAACGUCAUAUCAGAUGCAAGCUUGUGAUCAUUAGCAUUAUUCAGAGACACGUACUGUGGUGAAGAGGAAAGGAAAUAAUAAUAAAAAAUGAGCGGAGGAAUAACUAAAUGAAGUGAAUACACUGCCUGUAGACAAGAUUCAAAGACAAAUAUCGAUGUCUUGAUUGAAUAAACACAAUUGUUGAGUACCUUAAGAAACGUUGUUAAUUAUUGUAUUAUUUUACAUGUUUAUCAGUAACUCUCAUGUGUAUUCUGUAUUAUAUUUUCUGUAAAUUGUUACUGUUAGGUUGUACCAUCCUCUGUUGUCAUUUUUGCUAUUCAAGGGUCUAUUAUUAGAACAAGUUUUUAAGCGAACUGUAAAUUGAUAGUGUUUUAUUACAAGCGGAUGUAUAAAUUUGUAAAUAUAUUUAUAAAGAGCAGGAUAUGUUUUGACACGGAGUAGUGUCCCCGUACGAUCAAUAUAAUUUGUUUUAUUACAA
Molecule: messenger RNA, 3735 nt
Organism: Tribolium castaneum (red flour beetle)
Lineage: Eukaryota; Metazoa; Arthropoda; Insecta; Coleoptera; Tenebrionidae
Gene: IntS3
Product: Integrator 3
Exons: 4
Coding region: 137-3202 (1021 amino acids)
Cellular component (GO): cytoplasm
Source: RefSeq, a predicted model, not a curated record